This is a messenger RNA of Acytostelium subglobosum LB1, 1092 nucleotides long. RefSeq lists its product as hypothetical. The transcript has a single exon. The record is from RefSeq and is a predicted model, not a curated record. Bases 1 to 1092 code for a protein of 363 amino acids. Lineage: Eukaryota; Evosea; Eumycetozoa; Acytosteliales; Acytosteliaceae. Gene Ontology annotation, biological process: methylation. Gene Ontology annotation, molecular function: methyltransferase activity.
AUGUCGACAGACGUCUACAAGAAACACUUUAAAGAUGGCUUUGAUUUGGACACCUCGUCGUUGCCAUCACCACUGCCCUUCAUUGGCCUGUCCAAGCAGAUACUACCCAACGCAAUACUCUACGAAAUGCCCGGCGAGCGAGCACUCUUGCGCACGAGUCUUGACCUGCUGUUCAAGCAGUUCAGACUGACACAAUCCCUCAAGGACACGGGCGCGUCGUGGAAGGUAUGGCGCGUACACAUCACUGGCAUCUCUGAUAAAGACAUGAUGCCCAUGCGCAGACGACUGCUCAGACGCGUGGCCAACAUCCAUCCCACACUUAACAACAUGCUCGACAAGUCGCCGCUGACGAGGCGCCCACUCGCCCCUGGCGAGGGCCUGCUACAAUGGCACUUUAUUGGUCCCAAGCUGUGCUACGUCAGUCUGACGACUCCGGCAAUUCAGCGAUACUUUGACCGCAUGCUGUCAGGCUACCCUGGCGGCGCCAGCAAGGACUUUAUGGAGAGGCUGCGAGCACACAUUGCCAAGAGACAGGGAGUGGAGGUCGACUCGUUGGAGAGCUCGGCCGAGGAGCUGUUCAAACAACGUCUGCCAUCACGCUCAUACUUGAAGCUCUUUGAGCUGGAGAUGCGAUAUCCAGACUUCUUUGCGCACAUGACAGAGGGCAAGACCGUGGCCGACCUCGGUGCAUCACCUGGUGGAUGGACCUACUUUGCAUUGGAGCAUGGAUGUCGAGUGACCUCUGUGGACAAGGCCGAUGAGUACGAUCCACUCGUUAUCAAUUUCCCAUCAGAGCAACGACAAGCAAUUCAAGGCGACGCAAUGGAGUACAAACCAACACAACCAUUCGAUUGGCUAAUGGUGGACAUGAAGGUGCCACCAAUGACCACACUGGCAUUGUUAAAGAAGUGGCUAGAGAGUGGAUGGUGUCGUCGCUUUGUCGUCACACUCAAGUUUGAAGGUGACUUCAUGGUGACCAUGGAGACCGAAAGAUAUAUACGCGAUCAGAUUGCACCACUCACAUCAUACAUCAAUGCUCACAGUCCAGAUCAUGGAGGUAAAGAGAUAAACCUCUUUGGUCUACUCAAAUAA